AGUUACUAAUUUCGAAAAAAUUCCAUUUAAAUUUUUUAAUUUCAAACAUGUCUGUGUUAAACGUAAUUAAUCCUCUAUUCCAAGCAUAUAUAGUUUAUUCAGCUAUUUUGACGCUAAAACUAAUUGCUGUGAGUUCAAUGACUGGAUACACUAGGCUCACAAGACGUGUAUUCUCAAAUCCGGAGGACGUGAAGAAUUUCCGUGGAGUGGUUAAAUUAGAUGACCCAGUUGUCGAAAGAACACGACGAGCUCAUAUGAAUGAUUUGGAAAAUAUUCCCCCCUUUUGGAUCUUGGGCGCUUUGUAUAUAACCACGGGACCAGGUCUAGCUUGGACGACGCUUCUAUUUAGAAGCUUCACAGUAUGUAGAAUAAUUCAUACAAUUGUUUACAUUUUGCCAGUACCACAACCGUCUCGUGCGAUCGCGUAUGGCAUACCUUAUAUUAUCAAUUGGUACAUGGGUAUACAAGUUGUUUCGUUUUAUAUCAGUGCCAUGUAACUUUUUUAUUUUUUUUUAAUU
Molecule: messenger RNA, 518 nt
Organism: Papilio polytes (common Mormon)
Lineage: Eukaryota; Metazoa; Arthropoda; Insecta; Lepidoptera; Papilionidae
Product: microsomal glutathione S-transferase 1-like
Exons: 1
Coding region: 48-497 (149 amino acids)
Cellular component (GO): membrane
Source: RefSeq, a predicted model, not a curated record